AUGCCUAUUGAAUCAAAUACUAGUAGUCUAAUAUGGGAUUCGAGUAGUUCACCAUUACAGUUUCAAUCGUCAUCAUUAUCAAAUAUUCCAACAUAUUAUAAUCGUUCACUUAUUGCUCCAUUAACAUUAACACUACGAAAACGUAAUUCUCAUAGUACUAAUAUAAAAUUACCACCAUUAAAAUUACGGUCAACAUUAACAUGGCCUUCAAGUGAUGAAGAAAAUUUUUUCAACCAAAGUAAAAGUAGUAGUGAACAAGAAUUAAAUUUAUUUAAACAAAAAUUUGAUCGCCUUCGUGCAUCACUUUCACAAUCACUUCAAGUUAGUCGUCAUACAUUUGAUAAAGUACAUUAUCACAAAACAAACGUACAACAAACAUGUGUUGAACGUGGUCAAUUCAUUGAUCAAUUAAUGACGACAUCAGUAGAACUCAAUAAUAAGCUAAAAGAAUUGAAAAAUCAAAUAAUCAAUCAACGUCAUAUACGUGAUAAUCAUGAAAUGAGACAAUUAAAACUUCAGCGUACAUUAAUUCGUUUAAAUAAUACAAAAGAUAGAUCACUUGAAACAUUAAAAACUAGUGAUAAAUCAAAAUUUAUUGAACAAUAUAAUUCUCUUUUAUUACAAAUAAAAAAUCAAUAUCAACAAGAAAUAGCUGAUCGUGAUAAUGAAAUCGAAGAAUUAAAAGAAAAAUUAUUUGAAGACUUUAAUUAUCAAGCUGAUGAACAUAUGAAAUUAUUACGAGCAACAUUACAAGCAUUUAAUUCAGAAAGUCAAAAACGUGAUGUUUUACAAGAAUAUGUUGAUGCUUAUGAAACAAAUGUUUAUCGAGCAAGAAAACCUUGUUGUGUAUCAACAUCACAUCGUUUAUGUCAAGUUUCUACUCAAUUACGUUUAUAUUUAAUUAUCGAAUUAGCGUUACGUGAACUUUUUCAUUCAUCAUGUUCAUGUGGACAAUUUAAACGUUCUUAUCAAACAUAUAUGCGUUUACAUAAAAAAUAA
Messenger RNA from Rotaria sordida, 999 nucleotides. The record is from the annotation of a GenBank genome assembly. NCBI's taxonomy places the organism in Eukaryota, Metazoa, Rotifera, Eurotatoria, Philodinida, Philodinidae.